AAAGAGGGCCCGGAAAAGUGAAGGAGUAGGAAAGAAAGAAAGAAAGAAAGAAAGAAAGCAAGCUGAAUGGGGGAAGGCGGUGGAGGCGUUGAUGACUUUUUGCCAAGCGAGCCUUGGCGGGAGCCAACGUUGGGCCGGCACAAAGAUUCCCUUUGUUGAUUGGAUUCUGAACGACGUUUGGAUUGCGUUCAUAUUUUGGAAUGAUUGCGGGUUCGAGGGCCAUAUCUUUUUCUCCCUCCACGUAUUUGAAAUUCCUUGCAUCGACAGCGCCCUCUAUCGAACAGAAAUCCAAGUCAUUCUAAUCAUUCGAACGAAGGACGAUACGGUCCCAACGUUUCUGUCCAUUUUGAUAUUGAACCCUUUCAGAACGAGCGUGUCAAAUUGCAGACGGAUGACAGUGCGCCCCAAGUAUGGAUUUUUGCGCUAAUCCCGAUUGGAUUAAUAACGCAAUCUGUGCGUCGAAGCCGCUGGAUGGAGAUUAUCCUCAAAUGGGUCACCGAGUCACAUAUAGGGAGCGGCGCGCAUACGGAUUGAGACGCGUCACUUGCGUCUCUCCGCCGUCAGGGGCCGCUGUGCUCCCCUCAAUCCAGGCCGGUGCCUUCGGAAAAAGACAGCACGAACCGAGCGAUCGCUCUUGAGUGGACGGAGCGAGCUCAUCCGAUGCCGCCUUCAGGGACGGGGUCCGAUCGCGGUGUAACCGCGCAGUUGGUCCGACGGGGGGCGCUCGAGCCCCACGUGCUUCAUAGCCAGCCGGCUAGCCCGGCGUGCUAGCAUCCACGUUUGGCCGCUGGGCUUUGAGAUUCCUGCGGCGGCGGCGAAGGCGCUUCUUGACGCGGCCCGCGGAGAGGGAUGCAAGACGGCCACGACAGCCGGAGCGAAGGCGGACGGAGAGCUCGGGGGUCGGCGUUCGAAGCCGAGCGGCCAUUUGCGUUCGGGGAGAAGGAAACGCGGGUCCCGAUACGAUUUGGCCCGAUAGCCCCGGACCGCCCCGGCCCGCCCCGCCCCGCCCCGCCCCGGGUGGGAAACGGACGCUCUCGCGGAGUCUCUUCAGGGCCGUGUGGGCCGGAACUCGGUUCCUCCCGGCGUGCCAACAGCUGUCGCCGGUGCUCGGCGUUGCCUAUUUAAGGAGGGAGACGCCGAACCGCGAGUCCGAGCGGCUCGGCCCGCCCGCGAUGGAGAGCUAACAUUUUGCGCCGAACAUUGGCGGGGAUUUGACCGGGCCCGGCUGCGAAAGCGAGCGGGAGGUACCCAGCUAGCCAGUCCGAGCCUCCAAGAAGCACCAUGGCCGGAUUCGUACCCGGCUUGCUGCCGUCCAACCGCUCCCAGGAGAAGCAGUUCGCCCAGGCCUACGAAGAUGUUCUGGAACGCUAUAAAGACGAGCGUGACAGAGUGCAGAAGAAGACCUUCACAAAGUGGGUCAACAAGCACCUCAUCAAGGUGAGGAAGCACAUCGGCGACUUGUACGAGGACCUGCGCGACGGCCACAACCUCAUCUCCCUGCUGGAGGUUCUCUCCGGCGUCACCCUGCGACCCAGAAGCACCCCUUUCCCGAAACGGGCGUACCCCGCACGCGCGCCUCCUCUCAUCCUGCUGGCGGUGGAGGACGAGGACGAGGACGAGGAGGAGGAGGAGGAGAAGAAAGGAGCUCAGGGAUCCCGAGAGAAAGGCCGCAUGAGAUUCCACCGACUGCAGAAUGUCCAGAUCGCUUUGGACUUCCUCAGACAAAGACAAGUCAAACUUGUCAACAUCCGAAACGAUGACAUCACCGACGGGAACCCCAAGCUCACGCUGGGGCUCAUCUGGACCAUCAUCCUCCACUUCCAGAUUUCCGAGAUCUACGUUUGCGGCGAGUCGGGCGACCUCACCGCCAAGGAGAAGCUGCUGCUUUGGAGCCAGCAGGCCACCGACGGCUACGCCGGCCUCCGCUGCGUCAACUUCACGUCAUCGUGGAGCGACGGCCGCAUGUUCAACGCCCUGCUGCACACCUUCAGACCCGACCUGAUCAACAUGGAGGCCGUGUCGCUGCAGAGCAACCGCGAGAACCUCGAGCAGGCCUUCGAGAUCGCAGAGUCGCUCGGGGUGACCCGACUGCUGGACGCCGAGGACGUUGACGUCCCGUCACCGGACGAGAAGUCCGUCAUCACGUACGUGUCGUCCAUCUACGACGCCUUCCCCAAAAUCCCAGAGGGCGGCGAAGGCAUCGGCGCGCAUGAGGUGGACCAGCGCUGGUCCGAGUAUCAGUCCAGGUUCUCGUCCCUGCUCCAGUGGAGCCGCCGGCAAACGGCCGUCAUGGCCGACAAGAACUUCCCGCAGAAUCCGGUCGACCUGAAGGCGCUUUACAACGAGUACGUCCACUGCAAGGAGGUGGAGAUUCCCACGAAAGAGCUGGAAAAAAGUCACGUGGCGCACCUCUACAAACUUCUGGAGGUGUGGAUGGACUUCGGCCGCUUGAAGCUUCCUCAGGGCCUGCACCCCGACGACCUGGAAGAGGAGUGGGGCCGACUCAUCCUGGCGAUGCUGGACCGGGAGAAGGUUCUCCGGCCCGCCGUGGACAGACUGGAGUUGCUGCUCCAGAGAGCAAACAAGUUUCAGAAGCUGGCCCUGGACUGCGAGGAGAAGCUCACCGUGGCCAGGAACACCCUUCAAGCCGACGCGUCGCGGGCUGAGAGCGGCGAGGCGCCGCGGUGCCACGGCGACUUGGCCUGCUACCUGCGAGAGUGCGAAGGGCUGCUGGUGCAAACGCAGCAGGAGGUCGACGUCCUCCGCGCCGACAAAUAUUACCAAGUGGAGCAGCUGGCGUUCAGAGCGGCGUGCCUCGAGGAGGAGCUGGCGUCUCUCCGUCUGGAAUGUUCCGGCCUGUACGGGAAGGGCGACUUUGACUCGUCCGCGGGGGGCCCGGGUCGACCGUCCGACGGCCCGGGGCUCUCGACGGGCCCGCGCCCGCGCCCGCUCCCGACCCGGUCCCGGCUGGCGGCGGCCGCGUCGUCCGAGGACGAGGGCGGCCUGAGGUUCGUCUACGAGCUUCUGGGCUGGGCGGAGGAGACGCAGGAGCUCGUGGAAGUCGCGGAGUGGGGAGCCGACCUUCCCUCGGUGGAGAAGAACCUGCGGGAACAGGAGCGCGUGCACGCGGCCGUGGAAGAGAUGGCCGCCGGCCUGCGCGAGGCUCACGACUACGAGGCCCGAGUGUCCGGCGACUACAGGAGCAACUACUCGGAGGCGCUGGCCGAGCUGGAGCGGCAGUACUGCAAACUACUCGAGCGCUCGCGGCGGCGCCUCGACGGCCUGCGGAGUCUGCUGGCGUUCGUGCGCGACUGCACCGAGGAGCUGAUCUGGCUGAACGAGCGCGAGGACGACGAGAUCGCCUUCGACUGGAGCCACGAGAACGGCGACGUGGACGCCAAGCGCCGCUCGUACGACGAGUUGCGCGGCGAGCUGGACCGGAAGCGCGACGCGAUGCGCUCCCUCCAGGAAACGGCGCGCCGCCUGUGUCGGGACGAGCAUCCCGCCAGGCAGACCGUGGAGGCGUACGGCGCCGCGCUGCAGACGCAGUGGCGGUGGGUGGAGCAGCUGUGCCUGUGCGUGGAGCAGCACCUGAAGGACAACGCGGCGUACUUCGGCUUCAUGAGCGACGCCCGCGACUGCGAAACGUACCUGCGGCAGCUGCACGAGACCAUCGGGAGGCAGUACGCCUGCGACAGGAGCAGCCGCCUCAGCCGGCUGGAGGACCUGCUGCAGGACUCCAUGGAGGAGAAGGAGCAGCUGAUCCAGCACCGCGGCAAAGUGGCCAGCCUGGUGAGCCGCGCCAAGACGCUGGUGCAGCUGCGCCCCCGCAGCGCCGACUUCCCCUUGGUGGCGCCCACGCCCGUCCGCGCCAUCUGCGACUACAAACAAAUUGAGAUCACGAUCACGCGCGGCGACGAGUGCGUGCUGGAGGACAACGGCCAGCGCAGCAAGUGGAAGGUGAUCAGCCCGACGGGCAACGAGGCCACGGUGCCGUCCGUCUGCUUCACCGUGCCGCCGCCCAACCCGGAGGCCGUGGAGGUCGCCGGCAGGACGGAGCAGUUGUACCAGCAGGCCAUGUCCUUGUGGCACCAGCUGCACGUCAACAUGAAGAGCGUCGUCUCCUGGCACUACCUCCUCCGAGACCUCGGCGCCGUCUCCCGGUGGAACCCGGACACGGUCCGGAGCCAGUCGCCGUCGGAGCGCCGGCGAGCCGCGGACCAGCUGGACUCCCGCCUGUCCGACUUCCUUUCCGACAGCCGGGAGAGUUCGCUGUUCGCGCCGGACGAACGGAGCCAGCUGGAGGCGGACGUGCGGCGGGCGGCCCGGCGCUGCCGUGACCUUCUGCUGGACAUGGAGAGCGAGGAGAAAGACGAGUCGGCGUGUCGCUCGUUGGUGUCGGAGCUGCAGAACAUCGGCCUGCGACUGAACCAGUCCGAGCGGGGGUUGACCGGCGCCGUCCAGGCGGCCGGUCGGCUGGCCGACGACAGCGCGGCAAACGCCGCCAGGAUAGCCGAGCACGAGGAGCUGACCCGCUCGCUGGACGCGCUGGCCUCGGACUUGGGUGACGCGUCACGGCGCUGCGUGGCCUUCCUGGGGGACAAGGCCGCCUCGUCGGGGGCGGCCGCCUUGCGCUCUGAGCUGGACCGGAGCGUGGAGAAGAUGGACGAGCUGCGGCGCCUCUCGUCCGCCUUCCUGCAAAAAUUGAAAACGGCGGACGCGCUGCUGCGCCGCCUGGAGGAGGCCGAGAGUCUGCUCGGGAAGUACGAGCGCACGCUGAGCGAGGAGGACGUCCUUCCGGCGGACACGGCGACCAUUCAAAGCCUCAGAGACCAAUUGGGGACGUGGCAACGCGAGCUGUCCGAGCAGGACGGCGUCCUGCGGUCCCUGCGUUCGGACGUCGGGCGGGCCGAGGAGGCGGCGUCCCGCCUCGCCGCCCUGCGCCCGGACGGCGGCGCCGAGCCGCAGCGCCGUCGGGAACGAGCCGACCGGGCGGCGGAGCGGUGGGCCGCCGUCGAGAGGCAGAUGGAAACGCGGCGGGCGGAGCUGGAGGCGAUCGGCGGCGUCCUCCGGCGGUACAGAGCCGACCACUCGGAGCUGACGGCGUGGAUCGACGAGACCACGCGGCGGCAGGAGAACGCGGCGGCGGCGGCCGCCGGCGACGACAGCAAGACGCUCUCGGGGCAGCUGGCGCAGCAGACGGCUUUGGUGACGGAGAUCGAAGACAACCAGAGCAAACUGGACCAGUGCCAGACGCACUCCAAACAAUUCUGCGCCUCCGUCAAGGACUACGAGCUUCAGCUGAUGACCUUCCGAGCCUUGGUGGAGUCCACGCACAAGUCGGCGGUCAAGAGGAGGAGGACGCACUCCUCGUCCGACGCCGUCGCUCAAGAGUUCAUGGACCUGCGCACGCGCUACACGGCCUUGGUCACGCUGACGACGCAACACGUCAAAUACAUCAGCGACGCCCUCAGGAGGCUCGAAGCAGAAGAGAAAGAGGCGGAGGAGGAGAAGCGGGCCCGAGCGGGUCAGGUGUCGGAGCUGCUGGCUUGGAUCGGGGACCUCCGGGAACGGACCGCCGGCGCCGAGUCCUCCUCGCUCCCUGCGCAACAGGCCGUCGGCGAGCAGCUGGCCGCCAAGAAAGACGACGUGGCCGAAGCCGUCAGAAGCGCUCGCGUCUUCCUGCUCUCCAAAGCGGGCGCCAAGCUGUCGCCGGACGAGCGCGCCCGCGCGGAGGCGCAGUUGGACCGGCUGACGGCCGCCUACGGCGAGGUCUGCGAGGAGUCGGCCCGGCAGAUGCAGAAGCUGGCCAGGGAGGAGGAGAGCAAGGCGGUCCAGCAGCAGAAAAGGGAAUGUUCUCGCGCGCUGGAAGGUCUCAGUUCCUGGUUGGCGGAGGCCGCCGCCGCCGCUCUGGCCCAUCAGAGAGCGGAAUCGGACGACGUCAACGUCCUGCGGGACAAGCAGAAGAAGUUACAAGAAGUGCAGAAGGACGUCCGGGCCAGAGCGCGGGACGCGGCCGAGGCCGCCCGCUCGGCGGAGGACUUGCUGGCCGAGCGGGGGCCGAGCUUGAGCGCGGAGGAGCGAGAGGGCCUGCGGGUGGCGCUGGAGGGGCUGAAGGAGCAGUACGCCGCCGUCGCGGAGGCGGCCGACGCGUCCGUGUCGGAGGUGGACGCCGCCCUGCGGCACAACGCGCAAAAGGCGAAAGCUUUUGAGGAUCUUCAGCAGACCCAAGACCAGAUGGACUCCCUGCUGAAGGACUUGAGCGCCGCUCGCCAAUCGCCACCCGGAGACGUCAGCGACCUGUCGUCCACGCAGCCCGACGCCGCCGUCACGUCCCACGCGGGGGCGCUGCAGGCCGAGCUCGGGCGACUGCAGGCUCAGCAGGCCCGGCUUCUCCAAAUCGGCCAAUCGGCGCGCACGCUUCUGGACCGGCCCGACUCCACGGUUCCUCCCGAGGAGAAGCGACGUCUGCGGGUCACGCUGGACCAGCUGCGGGCCGAGCACCAGCGGAAGCUGCACAGUUGCCAGGAGCGACUGAGGAAGUCCGAGGCGCUGAAGGACGAGCUGUCCAAGUUCCUGCAGGAGCACGGCGCUCUGGGGGCUUGGCUGGAGCAGAGCGAGCUGGAGCUGAGAUGUCUGGGCGACGGAGAGACGGACGCCCAGGAACUCAAGAGCAGACUGGACCAGCACAGAAAGCUGGCCGAGGACGUCGUCUGCCACAAGGCCGACCUGCGCUUCGUCUCCAUCUCGGCUCAGAAGGUUCUGGACUCCUGCGCGGGCGCCGCCGCGGGCCUGGAGGCCACCGAGCGGCUGGUCACCCAAAAGCUGCACGACGCCAACCACAGAUAUACCUCGCUUCAUGCCAAGUCGUCGGAUUUGGGCGGCCGCCUGUCGGGCCUGCUGGAGCGCUACCAGCUCUACCGGGACGAGGUGGUCUCGCUCCACUCCUGGCUCAGCGCUCGGGAGCAGAACCAAAGCGCCGCCGAGCCCGGCGGGGACGCCGACGCCCGCGACCCGCAGGACGCCCUGCGCCAAGUCCAGCUGCUGCAGGACCAACUGGCCGAGCGUUCGGUGCAGUUGGAGAAGGUGAAGCGAGCCGGGAAAGUUCUGGUCAGCGCGGACGAGUCGCCCUCCCUGAAGGCCGCGGACGUCCUGCGUGCCGCAGACGGCUUAGAGAAGAGGUUCUCGUCGCUGUCGGCGUCGGUGUCGGAGCGGGCCGAGCGGCUUCAGACGGCCGUGGCCCGUUCGGUGAGCGCGCAGGAGGGCUUGAAGGCGCUGCUGGCCUGGCUGGACACGCUGGAUCUGGAGCCCGCGCCCGUGCAGCCCACGGUGCGGGCGCUCCAGGACGCCCUCACCCGCAACCAGAAACUUCGUCAGGAGCUCCUUUCCCGCCAGGGCAGCGUGGAGGCCACGCGGGACUCCGUCUCCGAGCUGCUCCGGAGCCCCGGGGCCUCGGCGGCUUCGGGCCUGCAGGGGGCGCUGGACGAACUGACGCGGAGGUUCGCCGCCGCCCGGGUCGGCCAGGCCGGGCGGGAGGCCGAGCUGAAGACGCUGCUGCCCGGGCUGGAGACCUUCGAGCGGCUGGGGGCCGACCUGCGGGUCUUCGUCUGCGCUCGCGCCAAAGCUCUGAACCCGGCCGGGCGGCCCGACCGCAGCGUGGACGACUACAGGCAGACUGUGGAGGAAGUGAAGUCGGCGCUACAACAGGAAGCUCCUCAGCUCAAGUCCUUCCGCAGCCUGGCGGACGAAGUCUGCGCAUCGCAAAUUUUGGGUCCCACGCGGAACCUCCGCGAGCACGUCGAGGCCGCCUCGGACGACUUUCGGCGGCUGGAAGACGACGUUGACCGAAGACUGGAGGCCAUCUUGGCCUGCGAGCAGCGGCUGCUCCACUUCCGUGGGCUCUGCGGCGCCCUCUUCAGGUGGCUGCAGGCGGCGCAGGAGCAGCUGCCCGCCAAGGAGCCGCCGCUGGACACGGAGGCGCUGCGGAGGCGAGUGCAGCAGCUCCAGGAGCUGGUGAAGGAGUGGGAGUCGCAGGCGUCCACGGUGCAGGAGCUGAACCGGAGCGGCUCCGAGCUGGAGGCGCGAGUCAUCGACGUCACGGCGCCGCCGAGCCAAGGCGGCGCUGCCCAAGCGAACGGCUCCGCAGGUCCCGGCAGCGUCAACGGCAUCCACACUUGCAAAGACCUGACGGAGAUCCAGGUGGCCGUGUCGGACGUCAACGCGCGCCACGAGGCCCUGGGCGCCGACCUGAAGGAGCGGCUGUGCCGCCGGCGGGCCUCGCUGGAGCGGAGGCGGCGGGCCGAGCGCGGCGCCGACGAGCUGCGGCGCUGGCUGGAGGACAAAGAGGAGACCCUGGCGCGGGGUCACGCCGCCUCGCCGUCCAAGCCGGAGGUGGUGCGUGCGCAGGCCCAGGAGAACAAGGCGCUGCUGUCGGAGUUGGCCGAGCGCUCGGCCCAGGUGGAGGACCUGAAGGGAACCCUGAGGAAGCUCAUCGCCGACGACGCCGAUUCCCCCGAGGCCGACGCCUGGAGGCAACAGCUGCGGGAGAUCGACGCCCGCUGGCUCUCGGCCAAUCAGACGGCGGCGCGGCGUCAGGCGGCGUUGGAGGAGAGCGCCGAGCGGCUGGGCAGCUUCGCGGCGGCGGCGGCUCAGCUGGGCCCGUGGCUGCGCGAGAAGGAGCUGAUGAUGAGCGUGCUGGGACCGCUCAGCAUCGACCCAAACAUGCUCGACACGCAGCAGCAGCAAGUGCAAUUCAUGCUCCGAGAGUUCGAGACCCGUCGGCCGCAGUUCGAGGAGCUCACCCGGUCCGCCGAGGGCAUCCUAUCGCAGACGCGGGACCCCGAGGAGCUGGAGGAGGUCCGCACCCAGCUGGACUCGGUCUCCCGGGGGUGGCGCGACCUGACGGGCGAGCUGGGCCGGCGCUCGGAGCACAUCGGCCGGGCGCGCGCCGCCAGCGAGCGCUACUGCGCGCUGCUGCGGGAGCUCUCGGCCAGCGCGGCGGCGCUCGCCGAUCGUCUGGACGGCCAGGCCGAGCUCAGCGCUUGUCCCGAGGCGCUGAGGCGGCGCCUGCGGGAAACGGGCCAGAUCCGCUCGGAGCUGGAGAGGCGGCGAGGCGAGCUGGCCCGGGCCGAGCUGCUGUGCGAGGAGCUCGGCGCCGUUGUGGCCGAGCCUUACCUGAAGGACGAGCUGAAGAAGCGGCUGGCGGGCGUCAGCGUGCCGCUCAGGAACCUGGAGGAACGCGCGGCGGACGGUCUGUCUCAGCUGCAGGCCGCGCUGUCCUCCACGCAGCAGUUCCAGCAGAUGUUCGAGGACGUGCGCCGGUGGCUGGACCAGCAGGCGGAGCCGAGGGAGCCGGCGCCCGACGCGCUGCCCUGUCGGCCCGAGGCCGUCCGCUCCCUCCUGUCCGCCGCCGACGAGCUCCGGAGCGCCGUCGCCGCCCAGCGCGGCUCCUACGAGCUGAUCCAGGCCGAGGGCGCGUCGCUGCUCGCCGCCCUCCCCGCCGGCGGCGAGGACCGCGCCGGCCUGGAGUCGCGCCUGGCCCGCUUGCGGCGGGACUGGGAGGACGUCAACGGGAGACUCUCGGAGCGGGAAGACCGACUCAAAGGCACCCUGAGCAAGGCGGAAAGCUACCAGCGGAGCAAGGCCGACUUCGCUCCCUGGCUGGAGGAAUGCGAGGAGAAAGACGGGGAGAUCCGGCCGUCGCUGGACUCGACCGGUCUGGACGAGGCCCUGCAGAACGCCAGGGGGCUCGCCCUGGACCUGGAGAGGCGGCAGCCCCUUCUGGAAGCCUUCAACGCGGCCGCCGACAGCCUCCUGGAGCAGUGCCGCGUCGGAGACGACGAGGUCCGAGACGAGAAGGCCCAGCUGAACCGACGUCUGGACGCGCUGGCCGAGCGUCUCCUCGGUCGCACGUCGCAGCUGGAGGAGCUCUCGGGCCGCCUGAAGGAGUUCGAGGAAGGUCGGCAGGCGGUGGAGAGACGCCUGGAGGCCGCCGACCACCAGCUGGAAGUCCAGGAGGCUUUAGGACCUCAGGCCUGCACCGCCAAAAGCCUGGAGAGGCUGAGGAACCAGCAGGAGUCCCUGGCGCGCCUGCGGCCCCAGGUGGUCUACCUGCGGGACCUGGCCCAGGGGCUGGCGCGGGACGCCCCCGACACGCCGGACGGCGCUCGGAGGCUCCUGGACCGGGCCGAACGCACCCAGAGCGACUUUGACCGCGUCGGUGACAAGCUGGAGCAGUGCCACUCGGCGCUGGAGUCGCGUCUGCGGGGCGUGGGCCAGGCGCAGUCGCACGUGCGCGACAUCUUCUCGCGGCUGGCCGACCUGGACGACGAGCUGGACUCGCCGGGCCCCGUCGGGCGCGACGCCGACCUGCUGGCCUCGCAGGAGGACGCGCUGGGCCGCUUCCUGUCGCGGCUGGCGGGCCUGCGCGCCGAGCUGGAGGCGCGCGCCGCCGACUGCGCGGCCACGCUGCGCGGCGAGGGCUCCUCGCCCGACCUGCUGGGCCUCAGGCGCGAGACGGACGCGCUCGCUCGGCAGGCCGCUAAGCUGAAGGAGCGCGGCCGGGCGCGUCUGGCGCAGAUCCGGGACGCGUCCGAGCGGGUGGCCGACUUCUACCGGCUGGCGGGCGAGCUGCGAGGCCUGCUGGGGGCCGCCGAGGAGGCUCUGGACGCGCAGGGCGUGGUGGGCUCCGAGGUGGACGUCAUCAAGAGGCAGCUGGACGACUUCAAGGCUCUGGAGCGAGACCAAGUGGACGCGGUCCAGGCCAAGCUGCAGCAGAUCAACGCGGUGGGCCAGGGUCUGAUCCAAAGCGCCGCCAAGAACACGGACACGCGGGCCCUGGAGCACGACCUGGACCAAACCAACCAGAGAUGGAACUCGCUCAACAAGAGGGUGGCGGAGAGGAUUGCCCGGCUGCAGGAGGCCCUGUUGCAUUGUGGGAAAUUCCAGGACGCCCUGGAGCCGCUGCUCAGCUGGCUGAGCGACACGGAGGAGCUGGUGGCCAAUCAGAAGCCGCCGUCGGCCGAGUACCGCGUGGUCAAAGCCCAGAUCCAAGAGCAGAAGCUGCUCCAGAGGCUGCUGGACGACCGGCGGCCCACCGUGGAGAUGAUCGGCGCCGAGGGCGAGCGCAUCGCCGCCGCCGCCGCCGAGGCUCAGGACCGAGAGAAGAUCCGGAGCCAGCUGCGCGCCCUGGCCCAGAGGUGGAGCGACCUCCUGGGCGAGGCCGGAUCCAGGCAGAGGCAGCUGGAGGAGCUGCGGGUGCUGGCGUUGGACUUCCACGAGACUUUGGAGCCGCUGGCCGAGUGGCUGAGCGCCACCGAGAGGCGCCUGAGCUCCGCCGAGCCGACGGGAACCCAGACGGCCAAGAUCAGCCAGCAGAUCGCCGGGCACAAGACCUUCCAAGACGACGUUCGCGAGCGCGAGUCGGACGUGGCCCGCCUGCGUUCCCUCAGCCAAUCGCUGGCCCCGCUCAGCUGCGCGUCGGACCGCGAUUGGCUGGGCGAGCGCGUGGAGGCGGCGCGCUCCGGCCACGCCCGGCUCUCCGAGCGCUGCUCGCGGCGGGCGGCGCUGCUGGAGCGGGCGCUGGCCGACGCGAGGCUCUUCGGCGAGGACGAGGUGGAGGUGCUCAACUGGCUGGCCGAGGCGGGCCAGAGGCUGGCGCUGGCCGAGGUGCGGAGCUACCGGCCCGAGGUUCUGGCCGAGCAGCACGAGCGCACGCUGCAACUGAACGAGGAGAUCGUGAGCAGGAAGGCGACGGUGGACCAGGCCGUCAGGAACGGACAAGCGCUGCUCAAGCGGACCACGGGUGAGGAGGUUCUGCUGAUCCAGGAGAAGCUCGACGGCAUCAAGUCUCGCUACGCCGAGAUGACGGCGGGCAGCGGCAAAGCUCUGCGCACCCUCGAGCAGGCCCUGCAGCUGUCCACGCGAUUCGCCGGCGCCCACCAAGACCUCAGCCGGUGGCUCGACGCCGCGGAAGCCGAGCUCGACGGAGCCGAGCCCGACGCCGAGCCCGCCUACCGGGAACGACAGAAGGAGCUGAAGAACGUGUCGGCCGAGAAGCGGCUGGUGUUGGACACCCUCAACGAGGUGGGCGGCGCCCUGCUGGAUCUGGUGCCGUGGCGAGCGCGGGAGGGCCUGGACCGGCUGAUGGCCGACGCCAACCAGCGCUACCGCCAGGUGGACGACACCGUCGCGCAGAGGCUGCGGCUGGUGCAGGCCGCCGUCCAGAGGUCGCAGCAGUACGAGGAGGCGGUGGACGCGGAGCUGGCCUGGGUGGGCGAGACGGAGCGCAAGCUGGCGUCGCUGGGCCCGCUGAGCCUGGAGCCCGACGUGACCGUGGCCCAGCUGCGGGUCCAGAAGGCCUUCAACGUCGACAUCAUCCGCCACAAGGACGCCGUGGACCAGCUGCUGGCCGCCAGGGACGACAUCCUGGAGACGUGCGGCCACGCCCAGAAGGAGGCGCUGACGGCCAAGACGGAGUCGCUGAGCGGCCGCUACGACGCCGUCAACCGGCGCCACGGCGAGCGCUUGGCGGCGCUGGAGCGGGCUCAGGCGCUGGCGGCCCGCUUCUGGGAGACCCACGAGGAGCUGGAGCCGUGGCUGGGCGAGACGGAGACCCUCGUCGCCCGGCUGCCGCCGCCCGCCGUCGACGCGGACGCCCUGCGCCUGCAGCAGGACCAGAUGAGGCUGCUGAGAGAAUCCGUCGCCGAGCACAAGCCGCACGUCGACAAGCUCCUGAAAAUCGGACCGGCGCUGGCCGAGCUGAGCGCGACGGAGGGCCCGCGGGUGACGCGGUGCCACGCCGAGGCCGAGCGCCGCUACCUGGCCGUCAAGGAGGAGGUGAAAGGUCGCGCGGCGCUGCUGGACGAGGCCGUGUCGCAGUCGGCUCAGUUCCACGACAAGAUGGACCCCCUGCUGGAGACGCUGGAGGCGGCGGCGCAGCGCCUGCGUCAGCCCCCGCCGGCGGCGGCCGAGGUGGACAAGAUCCGCGAGCAGCUGGCCGAGCAUCGGGCGCAGGGCCUGGAACUGGACAAACUGCUGCCCGGCUUCUCCGCCCUCUGCGCCCGAGGAGAAGAACUGGUGGGCCGGGCGGCCCGCGACGACCCGGCUGCCCGAGCCGUCCACUCCCGCUUGCUACGACUGCGCUCGCUCUGGGACGAGAUCCGGCAGCGGGCCGAGGAGCGCGAGAGCAAACUCAACGACGUGCUGGACCUGGCCGGCAAGUUCUGGGCCGACGUGGCGGCGCUGCUGAGCACGCUGCGCGACUCGCAGGACAUCGUCAAGGAGCUGGAGGACCCCGGCGUGGACCCCUCGCUCAUCAAGCAGCAGAUCGAGGCCGCCGAGGCCAUCAAGGCGGAAACGGACGGUCUCAGAGAGGAACUGGAGUUCGUCAGGACCCUCGGCGCAGACCUCAUCUUUGCCUGCGGAGAAACCGAGAAACCCGAAGUCAAGAAGACCAUCGACGAGAUGAACAACGCCUGGGAAGGCCUGAACCGCACGUGGAGGGAGCGCAUGGAGAGGCUGGACGAGGCCAUGAGCGCCUCGGUGCAGUACCAGGACGCGCUGCAGUCCAUGUUCGACUACCUGGACAACGCGCUCAUCAAACUGUGCGAAAUGUCGGCGGUGGGCACCGACCUGGGAACCGUCAAGCAGCAGAUUGAAGAGCUCAAGCAGUACAAAGUGGACGUGUACCAGCAGCAGAUCGACAUGGAGAAGCUCUGCCACCAGGGGGAGCUGCUGCUGAAGAAAGUGUCGGACCAGACGGACCGGGACAUGAUCCAGGAGCCGCUGACCGAGCUGCGCCACCUGUGGGACAACCUGGGCGACAAGAUCACGCAGAGACAGCACAAGCUGGAGGCGGCCCUGCUGGCCCUGGGUCAGUUCCAGCACGCCCUGUCGGAGCUGCAGGCCUGGCUGAGCCACACGUACGCCACGCUGGACACGCAGCGGCCCGUCGGCGCCGACCCCAAGGCCGUCGAGAUCGAGCUGGCCAAGCACCACGUUUUGCGCAACGACGUGCUGGCCCACCGCGCCACGGUGGAGGCGGUCAACGCGGCGGCGGCCGAGCUCCUGGAGUCGUCCCCCGGGGACGAGGCCGGACACCUCAGGGAGCAGCUGGACCGGCUGGACCGCAGCUGGCAGAACCUUCUGCUCAAGACGCAGGAGCGGCAGAAGCUGCUGGAGGCCGCUUUGCAGCAGGCGGAGGGCUUCCACGGCGAGCUGGACGAGUUCCUGCAGUGGAUGAGGCGCACGGAGAGCCAGCUGUCCGCGGCCAAACCCACCGGCGGCCUCCCCGAGACGGCCCGGGAGCAGCUGGAGCAGCACAUGGAGCUCCAAGCCCAGCUGAGCCAGCGGGAGGACCAGUACCGCCGGCUGCUGGACGCCGGAGAGUCCAUGCUUCUGGCUCGCGGCGAGGAGGACGCCGGGCCGGGAACCGCGCAGACCCAGCAGAACCUGGCCGCGCUGCAGAACAAGUGGGCCGGCCUCAACGCCAAGAUGGACGAUCGACGGGCCAAACUGGACGAGGCGCUGGCCCUGGCGAGCGCUUUCCAGACUUGCCUGCAGGACACCAUCAACUGGCUGACCCAGGCCGAGCAGACCCUCAACACGGCGCAGCCCCCCAGCCUCCUCCUGGACACGGUCCUCUUCCAGAUCGACGAGCACAAGGUUUUCGUCAACGAAGUCAACGGCCACCGCGAGCAGGUUCUGGCCCUGGAGAAGUCCGGUUCCCAGCUGCGCUUCGCCAGCCUGAAGCAGGACGUGGUCCUCAUCAAGAACCUACUGCUGAGUGUCCAGGCCCGCUGGGACAAGCUGGUCCAGAGGUCUCUGGACCGGGGCCGCCACCUGGACGAGGCUCGCAAGCGGGCCAAGCAGUUCCAUGAGGCCUGGAGGAAGCUGAGCGACUGGCUGGAGGAGGCCGAAAACCGUCUGGACUCGGAGUCGGAGAUCCCCAACGAACCGGACAAGAUCAAAGUCCAGCUGAGCAAACACAAAGAGUUCCAGAAGGCGCUGGGCUCCAAGCAGCCGGUCUACGACACCACGGUGAGGUCGGGCCGGGCCAUGCGCGACAAAGCUCAGCUGCCGGCCGACGCCCAGAAGCUGGACCACCUGGUGGGCGAAGUCCGCGACAAGUGGGACACCGUCUGCGGGAAGAGCGUGGAGAGGCAACACAAGCUGGAGGAGGCCCUGCUCUUCUCGGGUCAGUUCGCCGAGGCCCUCCAGGCCCUGGUGGACUGGCUGUACCGCGUGGAGCCGCAGCUGGCCGAGGAUUUGCCCGUGCACGGCGACCUGGACCUGGUCUCCAACCUGGUGGACUCCCACAAGGCCUUCCAGAAGGAAAUGGGCAAGAGGACGGGCAGCGUUCAGGCCCUGAAGCGCUCGGCCCGAGACCUGAUGGAGACGGGGCGGGACGACACGGCCUGGGUCAAAGUUCAGCUGCAGGAGCUGAGCAACCGCUGGGAGACGGUUUGCGCUCUGUCCGUCACCAAGCAGACGCGGCUGCAGCGGGCGCUCACGCAGGCGGAAGAGUUCCGCACGGCGGUGCAGAUGCUGCUGGAGUGGCUGUCGGAGGCCGAGCAGAACCUUCGCUUCCGAGGAGUCCUUCCCGAGGAGGCGGAGACCUUGCAGGCGCUGCUGCGCACCCACCGCCACUUCAUGGGCACCGUGGAGGAGAAGAGGGCCGAGGUCACCCGGGCGGCGGGCAUGGGCGAGGCCAUUCUCGCCCUGUGCCACCCGGACUCCAUCACCACCAUCAAGCACUGGAUCACCAUCAUCCGGGCGCGUUUUGAGGAGGUGCUGACGUGGGCCAAGCAGCACGAGCAGCGUCUGGAGGCGGCGCUGACGGAGGUUCUGAACAACGCCAACCUGCUGGAGGAGCUGCUGUCGUGGCUCCGGUGGGCCGAGACGGCGUUGGCGCAGAGAGACACUGAGCCCCUCCCCCAGGACAUCCCCCAAGUCAAAGGACUCAUCGCGGAACACCAGAUGUUCAUGGAGGAGAUGACGAGGAAGCAGCCGGACGUGGACAAAGUGACCAAAAGUUACAAACGGAAACCCGCCGAGGCUCCCGGCGGCCUGGCAGAGAGGAGAGGAGGCCGUCGACACCAGCAGCAGACGUCCGUGCAGGUGCCGGGGACCAACCCGCGACUCAACCAACUGUGUGCCCGCUGGCAGCAGGUUUGGCUUCUGGCACUGGACCGCCAGCGGAAACUCAACGACGCUCUGGACAGGCUGGAGGAGCUGAAAGAGUUUGCCAACUUCGACUUUGACGUGUGGCGCAAGAAGUACAUGCGCUGGAUGAACCACAAGAAGUCCCGCGUCAUGGACUUCUUCCGGCGCAUCGACAAGGACCAGGACGGGAAAAUCACCCGGCAGGAGUUCAUCGACGGCAUCCUGGCGUCAAAGUUCCCCACCAGCAAGCUGGAGAUGACGGCGGUGGCGGACAUCUUCGACCGAGACGGCGACGGCUACAUCGACUACUACGAGUUUGUGGCCGCCCUGCACCCCAACAAGGACGCCUACAGACCCACCACGGACGCCGACAAGAUCGAGGACGAGGUGACUCGGCAGGUGGCGCAGUGCAAGUGUGCCAAGAGGUUCCAGGUGGAGCAGAUCGGGGAGAACAAAUACCGGUUCUUCCUGGGAAAUCAGUUCGGCGACUCUCAGCAGCUCCGUCUGGUUCGCAUCCUGCGCAGCACCGUCAUGGUGCGGGUGGGCGGCGGCUGGAUGGCUCUGGACGAGUUCCUGGUCAAGAACGACCCGUGUCGAGUUCAGCAUCCCGGACUUAAGAUCCUUCGCUCCGACUCCGGUAGCUCCAUCUCGCCUCGUAUAGUGGCAGCCACUCCGGGCUUUUUCUGCUGCAGAGCGCGCGGGCGCACCAACCUGGAGCUGCGCGAGAGGUUCAUCCUCCCCGAGGGGACGCCGCAGGGCUCGUGCGCCUUCCGCUCGCGAGGCCGCCGCUCCAAGCCGGGCUCCCGCAACGCCUCGCCCACCCGCUCGUCGUCCUCGGCCUCGCACAGCGGCGCCUCGGCGCCCGCCACGCCCACCGCCUCUGCGUCGUCCAGGCCGUCUCACAAUCACUCUCGUGACUACGCCAAGCCGUGGUUGGCACACAGUAAAAGCCCGCCGGCCAACGAGUGCCCGUCCUGCCCGGACGUCGGAAGCGACGAGGGGGCGUCGUCGGGCUCCAAGCUGAAGCGUCCGACCUUCCACUCGAGUCGCGGCUCGCUAACGGGAGAGAACGGCGGGACGACGCACGCCGGCAAACGCAGCGAUCCGAAGCGAGCGGGGUCGACGGCCGGGGCCGCCGCCGGGCGCGCGGGGAGCCGGCGGGGAAGCGACGCGUCCGACGCCUCGGAGCUGCAGGACGCCCGCUCCGUCUGCUCCGACGCCUCCGACACGCCGCGGAGGCCCGGCGGCUCCAAACCCUCCAAGAUCCCCACCAUCGCCAAGAAGUCACCCAGUCCCAAAACGCCCGCGCCCGCCAAGAAGUAACGCCAGAAGGCAAAAUCCGUGCUCCGCUUUGGAAGCUCCCCAGCGUGCGAGUCGAGAAGACGAGACUCCUCCCACUCCGCCUUGCAGCUCCGCCGUCCUUCCCGCCCAACGCGACGCGCGUACUGCGCGCUGCUC
Messenger RNA from Syngnathoides biaculeatus (alligator pipefish), 17622 nucleotides. RefSeq names its product microtubule actin crosslinking factor 1a (gene macf1a). The coding region runs from base 1282 to 17487 and encodes 5401 amino acids. Gene Ontology annotation, biological process: wound healing; regulation of microtubule-based process; regulation of focal adhesion assembly. Gene Ontology annotation, molecular function: calcium ion binding; structural molecule activity; cadherin binding. Gene Ontology annotation, cellular component: membrane; microtubule; actin cytoskeleton. The record is from RefSeq and is a predicted model, not a curated record. NCBI's taxonomy places the organism in Eukaryota, Metazoa, Chordata, Actinopteri, Syngnathiformes, Syngnathidae. The transcript has 100 exons.